Messenger RNA from Hyphopichia burtonii NRRL Y-1933, 1070 nucleotides. RefSeq lists its product as uncharacterized. The coding region runs from base 6 to 851 and encodes 281 amino acids. The record is from RefSeq and is a predicted model, not a curated record. The transcript has a single exon. NCBI's taxonomy places the organism in Eukaryota, Fungi, Ascomycota, Pichiomycetes, Serinales, Debaryomycetaceae.
AUAGAAUGUCUCAACACAAUAAAAGACAAAAGAUAUCGAACAAAUCAGGACAUUACACGGUUCCUGCCGCUAAGUAUCCUGAGAAGUCAAUAGAAGGAGCAUCUUAUGCUCCAGUAUAUUCCAUAUACAGUGGUGACUUGGUUGGCGGUAAUUUUAAAGCAGUCACUUAUAAAUCGAUAUUUGGGCUGAAGUAUAUUGAAAGACUAGACUUAGUCCGUAAUGCAUUGAUUAAGGAUGAAGAAUUUAAGCCCAUGAGAAUAACAGAAAAAGACUAUGUCACUCCGGAACUGAUAGAAAAGUUAAAGAAUGAAGUACGUACAGCAAAAGAAUCCAGUGGUAUUAGAAAUCACUCAACUGACGAAAAAGUUGAAUUUUUAAACUCGCUUUUAGAUGAUGAAUUAAAAGGGAAACAACUCCCUGAGAGUUAUGGUCCUAAAGUUAUCGAUUAUUAUAAAAGCGAGAAGCCAGAUGUCACUUUAAAUUUUAAUCGAAGUGACUUUGAAUUCGUGAAAAAACUUGAUUUACAAAGGAUCAAAAUUGAUAGAUUUGAAGAUGUGCAGAAUAUUGAUAUGACACCUUAUGAAAGAAGAAAAGAAGAAUUGGCAAGUACUCAAGACGCGGGAGUCCAGGAUGAACCUGCUCCAAUUCAAGAACUGAGCCAAGGUGGAGAAAACUUUGAAUUACCACAGGUAACUGGAGAAUCUGAUAUUCCUGGUGACUCUCUGCUCGUACAAGAUCAUACCGCUUUGCUUAAUGAAACACUCGUCCAAGAAACGGCUCAGCUGUUUCCCCUUGGUCAAUUGGAAGGUGAGAUAACCGAUCAAACAUCUGAAAACCAGUCACCAGAAUGAUUUAUAACUACAAUGAUUUUCGUUUGUAUAAAAUAUGUAUAUUAAAUAAUAAUUAUCUUUAGUUCUCCAAACCACCCAAUACAACACUUUUUACGAUAGUAUAAUCUUCGAUACCAAACUUUGAACCUUCCCUUCCAAAUCCACUUUCUUUGACACCACCAAAUGGCAUAGCUGCUUCGGAAAUGGCACCAGUAUUGACACCAAUCAUACCAACUUCUA